CCCGCCCUGUCCGGCCGCGGCUUCGCUUCCCCGGUUUCCUCCGUGUCCGCCGCGCCCCCCACGCCCAGGACCCCGGUGCCUCUUUCUCGUCUGCUCACCGGGUCCAGCCAUGGGCCCCGCCGCUCGCCCCGCGCUGAGGGCGCGGCUGCCGCUGCUGCUGCCGCCGCCCCCGCCGCCGCUGCCGCCGCCGCCACUGCUGGCCCUGCUGGCCCUGCUGCCGCUCUGGCUGGGCCUGGCGGGGCCCGGGGCCGCGGCGGACGGCGGCGAGCCUGUGGCCGGGGCGGGGCGGGGCGGGGCCCGCGCCGUGCGGGUGGACGUGAGGCUGCCGCGGCAGGACGCUCUGGUCCUGGAGGGAGUCAGGAUCGGCCCCGAGGCCGACUCGGCGCCCCCGCUUGGCGGCCGCCUGCUGCUGAUGGACAUGGUGGAUGCUGAGCAGGAGGUGCCGGGAGAAGGCUGGAUCGCGGUGGCGUAUGUGGGCAAGGAGCAGGCGGCCCAGUCCCACCCGGAGAGUCAAGGCAGCGGUCCGCAGGCCUAUCCCAGGGCCCUGGUCCAGCAGAUGCGGAGGGCACUCUUCCUGGGAGCCUCUGCCCUGCUUCUCCUCAUCCUGAACCACAACGUGGUGCGAGAGCUAGACAUAUCGCAACUUCUGCUCAGGCCGGUGAUUGUCCUCCAUUAUUCUUCCAACGUCACCAAGCUGUUGGAGGCAUUGCUGCAGAGGACCCAGGCCAUGGCUGAGAUCACCAGUGGAGAGUCCCUGUCAGCCAACAUCGAGUGGAAGCUGACCCUGUGGACCACCUGUGGCCUCUCCAAGGAUGGCUACGGAGGAUGGCAGGACUUGGUGUGCCUGGGAGGCAGUCGGGCCCAGGAGCAGAAACCCCUGCAGCAGCUGUGGAAUGCCAUUCUACUGGUGGCCAUGCUCCUGUGCACAGGCCUUGUGGUGCAGGCCCAGCGGCAGGCAUCGAGGCAGAGCCAACAGGAGCCCGGAGGCCAGGUGGACCUGCUCAAGCGCCGUGUGGUGCAGAGACUGGCGUCUCUCAAGACCCGGCGCUGCCGUCUGGGCAGGGCAGCGCAGGGCCCCCCGGAACCUGGGGCUGAGACCUGCGCCGUGUGUUUGGACUACUUCUGCAACAAGCAGUGGCUCCGGGUGCUGCCUUGUAAGCAUGAGUUUCACCGGGACUGCGUGGACCCCUGGCUGAUGCUCCAGCAGACGUGCCCACUGUGCAAAUUCAACGUCCUGGGGAACCACUACUCAGAUGACUAGCUGCCCCAGCUGGGUCUCUGCACAGUGGGAAGGGACCCCUCUCCUGGAACUGGAGAGCAGGAUGGACAGGACAGAAGGCCCUGUGGGCGGGAGAAAGACAGGGUCCUCCCCUGCUGAGGGGCAAAGUGCCCCACCACAUCCACACUGGGAAGGAGGGGCCGCUGAGCCCCCGGGCCAAGGAUGCAGUGCCUGGACCUGCCGGUCAAAGAAGGGAAGCCACUUUGGGGCCCUUCUCUGCCAUCCCUGGGUGUCUGUCUCUGCUCUCCUCAUAGGCAGCUCCCAGGACCCUGGGCAGGGCCCCGGGGAAGGAGGGCAAGGGGCAGUGUGGCUGUGCCCUCUUCUGUCAGGGCAUUCCUGGAGGCUGAGGCUGCAGUGGCCAGGUUUUGUGCUUAUUUAUUGGGGGGGAGGGGGGCUGGGGGAGAAGCUGUCUGGCCUUGGAGGUCCCCUGGCCUGAGCAUCUCGCAGGACGCAUCUCAGUCGACAUUGCGAUGUUCCACCCAGAGGCCCCUCCACUGCUUGCUUCCCUAGGUCCUCGGACACUAAGAGCUGUGGGUCCCACUGCCUGUCCAGCUGGGCUCCAUUCCCGGGCCUGGCUGGGCCCAGAGGCCUUAGAAGCCAUCCGGGCCUGUGCUCAGCAGGGCUACAGGUCGCUGACCAGGAUACUUGAAGCCGCAGGAUAAAUGUGGUGCCUCUCCCAGGUGCAUCCAUUUUUUAAAGAAGGUUUGGGGUAGAGGGGGUUUAAUAUUAAAAUAAACAUGAAUAUAUUUUAACUUAAG
Molecule: messenger RNA, 2037 nt
Organism: Manis javanica (Malayan pangolin)
Lineage: Eukaryota; Metazoa; Chordata; Mammalia; Pholidota; Manidae
Gene: RNF215
Product: ring finger protein 215
Source: RefSeq, a predicted model, not a curated record